CUGCUUAUCUGAAUUUCCUGGUUCUCAUCUCCCCCAGCCAGAUCUGAAGACAAGAGGAGUUAAUGCUUACCGUGCUCUCUCUGCAGAGCACAGAACUGAAGGAUUUUCAGAAUGGCUGUGGCUCCUCAGGCACCAGGGAGGGGCUCCGUUCGGAAGACAAGACCUUUAACUGUAAAGACUUCACUGAACAACCCAUAUACUAUCUGCUGGAGUGCUCUGGAGAGAGAAGAUAUGCACUUCAUCUUACAAACACUUGAAGAUAGAUUUAAAUCUGUUGGGCUUGAGAAGAUUGAGGAUAAGAGUAGAAAGAAAAAGCAGCCUUUUUCAAAAAAACAAGGCAGAGAGAAAUGUAGCAUAGAUGUUAUAAGUGACGCUCUGGAGAGAAAACCAGAAGAUAACCAACAGGUGUCAGGGUGGACUUCUGUCCAUGUCAGGAAGCAGCUUGCCAUUGGCGUUAAUGAAGUGACCAGGGCUCUGGAAAGGAACGAACUGCUUUUAGUUCUCGUGUGUAAGUCAGUCAAGCCUGCGAUCAUCACCUCACACCUGAUUCAGUUAAGUUUAAGCAGAAUGGUUCCUGCUUGUCAGGUUCCCCGUCUCAGUGAGAGAAUUGCACCUGUCAUUGGCUUAAAAUGUGUCCUGGCCUUGGGAUUCAAAAAGAACACCACUGACUUUGUCGAUGCAGUAAAAGCUAUAAUCCCCAGAGUACCCAGUCUAAAUGUACCAUGGCUUCAAGACAGACUUGAGGACUCCAGGGAAAAUUCAGAGUCUGACUCUUUGGAAAACGAAGACAAAGACAUUUUGGACACUUCCUUUGAAGACCUCUCUAAACGCAGGAGAAAGCCAACUGAAGGUCAGCAGGCUGUAGUGCUGCAACCCCUUAAAAUAAAGAAACUGAUUCCAAACCCUAAUAAAAAGAGGAAACCACCCAAAAGUAAAAAAACUACUUCAAAGUAAACUUGUCACUUCAUACAACUGGAAAAUGACACCUUGUAAAAAGAAACCUUGAAUAAAUUGUUACUUUUACAAAGA
Molecule: messenger RNA, 1029 nt
Organism: Phyllostomus discolor (pale spear-nosed bat)
Lineage: Eukaryota; Metazoa; Chordata; Mammalia; Chiroptera; Phyllostomidae
Gene: RPP38
Product: ribonuclease P/MRP subunit p38
Exons: 2
Coding region: 112-954 (280 amino acids)
Biological process (GO): tRNA 5'-leader removal
Cellular component (GO): fibrillar center; ribonuclease MRP complex; nucleolar ribonuclease P complex
Molecular function (GO): ribonuclease P RNA binding; ribonuclease P activity
Source: RefSeq, a predicted model, not a curated record